AUUUUAAUGUCAGCCUGAUGUCAAUGGCCUAAUUUUUUGUAAUUUUUGUAAUUUUAUAUAACUAACCCGAUUUCUACUAAGUAUAAUAAGUUUAAUUCAAUGUAGGGCUGUUUUAAUAUUUUAGGUCAUUUACCUCGAAAUUAUUGUGAUAAAACUCUAGGGUAAGUAUAGGUAGAUCAACAGAUGUACCAGAAUUUAAUAUGGCGAUCAAUUCUCACGAAAAACUGGGUGAUAAAAUUGGACCAGCAACAAAGUCAUCGUGUUCAAAAUCUUCGAAUCAGAGUUCACGCGGCUUAUUGAAAAAUGAUUAUUCGGCUGAUGGCAGCAUUUCGAGUAGUAACUGUGAUAAAUCCAAGAGUAAAAAGAAUCUGUCUCCUUAUCUUACAGAAGGUAGGGUGCAAAUGCUCUCAAGAAUAACUGAAAAGAGACUCGUGAGUAAAAAAACAACUGAUUUUCCUUCCUCUUAUCCAUUGGCUAUUAACAUCUACAAAGCUAGUUCUGACGAGUUUAAGGCUUUGAAGAAAAGUAAAAAAGUAAAGAAAUCCGUUUUGACGCUACCGAAUGAACCAGCGCCGUUGCCUCAAGCGUGUACCGUUAGCGAUAUGAAUGAUUCAGAGUAUUUCGAUGACAUGAAACAUGAAAGAACAUCGAGACCAAAAAAGAGAAGAACACAGACAAACAGGAGACCGCGUAUGAAUAAGGCAAUGGAAGUGUUUGAUAGAGAUGCAGAAUACUGUUCACGUCUUAAUAUUGAUUUGGAUAAUAGUUCAACAGAAAUGAUCAAUCAAUUUACGGGUGAUGGAAAGAAAAUAUCCAUAAAAUGUCGAAAUAAAAAACCAAAGGAAUCUGCUAUAAAAGCGCAUGAUGUAUGGGCCAUGCUGAAAAAUAUGAACCGUUUUCCAUUUAGAUCGUCCCCUCCUUUGUCAGAUGAAAGUAUAGCUUCAAUAAAAAGAAAUACAUACAAUAAACGUCGAAAUAGCCGAAUGGACACAAAAUUUAUUGAAACAUGUACAACUGAAGAAUUUACCUUUUUUUCCAACUCUAACAAAUCUGCACAUAAUUCACAAUCAAGCAUAGAUCGUAUCACGGUUAUUGAUAAGCAAAAUGAAUAUCAAGAGCUCUGCGAACAAAAAGUUAUUAAAAAUAAAAUUCCUCUCAAAAUAAAAAACCAAAAAAACGAUAAAAAGAUUAAAUCAAAUGUAAAAGCAAAAUGUGGUAAAGUAAUAAGUGAUGGAGGUGAUAAUGACAAAUUCUUUCAUCAUAACGAUGUAAAUCUAAAGCUGAGGAACGAGUUGUCUAACAGUCUCCGAAAUAAAGCACAAGGUCAAGAAAGUAAACUUAUGCUCCCAAAUGAUGCUAACAAUCAUACAAAGAUGAGUACUUAUAACCGCCAAAAAAACACAUCUAGAAAAGACAGUAAAGAGUUUUAUGUAAGUGAAGAUCACUUAACUUCGGAUUCUAGUAACGGAUACAUCAUAAAAGAUCAAACUACAUCCAAGAAAAUUAAUUCUUGUGACUUACAAGGUCCUAUAAAUGGUAUAACAAAAGUUGUAUUAAGUAAAGGUCCAAAUAUUGUUUUAACAAAAAAAGAUGAUAAUCUAAAAAGGCAACCACACUCAGUAAAAAUACCAAGCGCAGCUUUAUAUCCAAAAUUAACUCAAACUGAAAUAAAUCGUCGGUUAGCUAAUAUUAAAUCCCCUUUAGAUAUUUUAGCAAAAGACCAGCUCACUGCUGCUCCAUGUCAAAUAAAAAACUAUGAACCGCCGCAGUAUGUAGAAUUAGAUGAGCAUAACUUACCUUUCAUGCAAGAUUGGCAAACGAAAUGUAAAAAAGCUUUUAAAAAUCCUAAUGAAGAAUCUAAUUCUGUUUAUGAAAAAUCUUCCCAAGACGUAAAAGGCGACUAUGCUCGAUGGAAUAGAAAUGAUAUGAGAAUCAACAAAGGAAAAAAAUGUUUCCUAUUAAAAGACAAAACUGCAAUUCAGCCAGUUCUUAUUCCUAACGCAAAGAAUAUUAAUAACAAAGUUCAAAAGACAGUGGCCCAGUUCAAAGAAAUAAUUGAUAGCGAUUGUAAGAAAUGCAUCCCACAGAAAUUUACAAAACAAACAGAGGUUGAUAAUAAUUCUUUAGAUGUUAAUACAAAUACUCAACGUAAUUUAGUUUUUUCAAACGAGCAAAACCAAAUUAUUAGUAAGAAAGAGAAAAUGCUAAAAUAUAAAAUGCCGUCUAAUAUGAAACAGCCAUGCGGUAAGGGCAGUUGGGCUAGUGAAUUCAUUGAUAAUGUUAUCAAGAAGCUCAAGAGUGGUGUUUAUUAUAACCAAGACGAAAAAGAUAUUUCUAGAAACCCUUCUUGCAAAACGAAAGAAGGGUCAGUUCAAACGGAAAUAAAUUUUGCCAAACAUGAUUACCAUUCUAAUGAAGAAUUCAAUUCUGUUAAUGGAAAACCUUCCCAAGGCAUAAAAGGCGACUAUGUUCAGUGGAAAAACAAUGAUGUGAAAAUCGACAAAGGAAAAAAAUAUUUGCCAUUAAGAGACAAAACUGCAGUUCAGCCAGUUCUUAUUCGUAACGCAAAGAAUAUUAAUAACAAAGCUCAAAAGACAAUCCCCCAGUUUAAAGAAAUAAUGUUACAAUUUUUACAUAACAAGCCUCCUUCAUCCUUUGAUAGCGAUUGUAAGAAAUGCAUUCCACAGGAAUUUACCCAACGAACAGAGGUUUACAAUAACUCUUUGGAUGUUAGUACAAAUACUCAAUGUAAUUUAGUUUCUUCAAACGAGAAAAACGAAAUUUUUAGUAAGAAAGAGAAAAUGCUAAAAUAUAAUAUAAAACAGUCAUGCGCUAAAGGCAGUUGGGCUAAUGAAUUCAUUGAUAACAUUAUCAAGAAGCUCAAGAGUGGUGUUUAUUAUAACCAAGACGAAAAAGACAUUUCUAGAAACCGUUGUUGCCUAACAAAAGAAGAGUCAGUUCAAACAGAAACCAAUUUUGCCAAACAUGAUUUGUGUAAAGAUUGUAUUCAGAAAUCUAACCCAGUCAUUAAAGAAAUCAACAACUGCGACAUUGUUUCAUCCCUUCCAGGUUUUGAAGACCAGCUUUCUGAUUUGAAAAUUGAAUCGAUUGACCAAAAUCAAAUUGCAAUCAAGCAUUGCAUAACCAACAUUAUUGUGCAGUUUGACGUUGCUACACCGUCUCAAAUAGAUCCCAUGCUGCAAGCUAAGCAAUCAAUUUCUUGUAUACCCAUGUCGGUUACUGAAAGUAAUACAAAUAUAUUUAAAUCAAAAACAAUUAUAGUGAAUGCUAUGCUUCCAGCUGAGCUUUGCAGUAUUUUGCCAAAGAUUAUGAGGAAAAUUGUUGAUAGUAAAGUAGUCAUACCGAAAAUUGUUGAUAAAGUUGAUUCCCACUUAUCUACUAUAGCUGAAUUAACUCGAUGUGAAAGCGGCGAUUCAAUUAAACAGUUAAUUCCAGCUCAUAUUGAAAUAUCACCCGAAAUAAGAAGUCUCGGACAAGGGAAUUUUUCAAAAAGUGUAUUAACAAUAGCUAGUAACACAUCUGAUAAGAUAAAAACAAGACAAGAUUAUUUCGAAGAAUUGCAUUCGCUGAAUAUAGCAGAUCCUUUGGCAAAUAUUAAUACAAACCUAUUGUUUAUUUGCCAGAUAGAUCCGAUGGCUUUACUUAUUUACGAAUCACAACAAUCAACAAAAAUUAUAGCAGAAAACCAUUUAGAACAACAAAAGACAUCUAUUUGUAUGGAAUUAAAACCAUACUUGUCAUCUAACAAGCAAAGCCAAAUUAUUCCUGCUUUUCCUAAAUUGAACUUUAUUGAAAUAGCAGCUCGUAUAUUUAGCAAUCAAAACUUUAGUACUCAACUCAGCAUGCCAAUAAUCAAUCAGUUAAAUGAUUUAUGCUACAAGAAUAACGUAAAUAUUAUAAGCGUGGGACUAAAUACUGAUAAGAAUAAAGCUGUCUGUAUCAUCUCUGAUGUAAUGGUCGAUUCUCUUUACAAUGAUUUCCAAGAACAUUUAAAAGAUAGUAAUGGAAUAUCAAGUAUUUUAAAACUCGACCAGAAACACCAAAUUACUGAUAGAAUCAAUAAAAAUACUACUGAUCGUUCACAAAUAAAUAAAUUGGGAAAUUUUAAAAGCGGCGUUGAAUAUUGUGUUACAAAUAGCAAAAAUAAGAAAAGGUCUUUUGUUAAGCUAUACAAAAAAUGUAAAUCUAUGUCGAGUAUAUCUAAUGAGAGAUCAAGCACUGCGCUGCAAAAAAUUACGAAUUUAGACGAGUUUUUCCUCGCUUUGGGCUCAGCAAAAACAUUGACUAGUGUUUUUGAUGAAAGCGUCGAGAGAAAGAUUCUAACGUCAAUAAAAGAGAUGAAAAGUUGGAUUAAUGAAAUUACACCAAGACAAGCUCUUUUAGUUCUGCUUUUAGCAAAUAAAAAGGAUACUUCGAAUUUGGUGCGCUACCGACCUGUCAUUCUUCAAGGGAUAGCCGUUAAAAGAAUCACGCGUGCCUCGGAACUUGAUAUGGAAAUAGAGGUCAUCGCGAGAGAAAAUCUAAAUACAUUUUCUCAGUAUGAAGAAAUUUCUUAUUUACCAGCAUCCGUCGAAAAUCAAGAUAGCCUUUUGGAAGAAUUGUAUUGGAUUGCGAAAACAACUGCGUCAGAUUAUCAAAAGCCUUUCGACGAAUCGUCAGAACGACUGCUAAAAUCUCUAUUGGAAAAGAGGAAAAAGUUGAACCCAUCCUAUCUUCGCGUGAUGGCGCGAUAUGUCGGACUUGGUUUGGUCAAAUCGCCUAAAUGAUUCAAUUGACUUUCAGAAUAGGUACUAAAUAAAUCAUAUUGUGUUUUGUAAUUGUCUUUAGUAAGUACUUAAUUUUCAGAUUUUAUAAGUAAAUUAUUUUGUGUUUUGUAAGUAA
Maniola jurtina (meadow brown) is the source of this 4902-nucleotide messenger RNA. RefSeq lists its product as uncharacterized. Bases 201 to 4787 code for a protein of 1528 amino acids. Lineage: Eukaryota; Metazoa; Arthropoda; Insecta; Lepidoptera; Nymphalidae. The record is from RefSeq and is a predicted model, not a curated record. The transcript has 8 exons.